CGAGGCAGCAGGAGACACAGGCUGCUCUUUAUAGGCUACUUCACAGACACGCCCACUUCCUAGGUCUGCGACGUCCAGUUUCUGUGCGGCACGCCCACUUCGCGGGACGUCACCGAAGGGAGGGGCUGCGGUGGAGUGCGGCUGCGCUCCUGUAGCUCUCAGCCUGCAGUCGCUCGUAAUAACAGCAGCUCUAUGAUGUUGGUGCGCGGAGCCAGCGCCGCCGCUAGUCGUGCUUACCGCAGAGCAAUGAGGAAGCUGCGCCAACAGCAGCACCAGUGACGGGACAGCGGGCCAGGAGGAAGCACUGUCCUUACCGUAUUCUACCUUAUACCACCGCCUCCCGGAGGACGUGCCUCGCUCCGGCUACUCCUGCGCCUCACCCGAGGGUCUCGGCAGUCGCCUGAGCCGUCCGGUUUCCCGUCUCUUCUGGCCAGUGGAUAUAUCCAUGGCAGUAGUGAAAAUGCAUUCCUUGCUAGCUUCCGAUAUUCUGUUAUGAGAAGAACACCAUAACCACUUGUAAGGAUUUCUUUCGCUGGAGCAGUAUGGCUGGUUUCAAGAGAGGAUACGAUGGGAAGAUUGCGGGACUUUAUGACCUGGAUAAGACCUUGGGUAGAGGACAUUUUGCGGUCGUCAAGCUUGCCCGUCAUGUCUUCACGGGUGAAAAGGUAGCAGUGAAAGUAAUCGACAAGACCAAAUUAGACUCUUUAGCUACUGGGCAUCUUUUCCAAGAAGUCAGAUGCAUGAAACUGGUGCAGCACCCAAACAUAGUCCGUCUAUAUGAAGUGAUUGACACACAGACCAAAUUGUAUCUGAUUUUGGAACUUGGAGAUGGAGGCGAUAUGUAUGAUUACAUAAUGAAACAUGAUGACGGUCUCAGUGAAGAUCUGGCCAAGAAAUACUUUGCUCAGAUAGUUCAUGCGAUCUCUUACUGCCAUAAGUUGCAUGUGGUGCACAGGGACCUAAAACCAGAGAACGUUGUGUUCUUUGAAAAACAAGGACUUGUGAAACUGACGGAUUUCGGCUUUAGCAACAAGUUUCAGCCUGGGAAAAAGCUGACGACAAGCUGCGGCUCGUUGGCUUAUUCUGCUCCUGAGAUACUGCUGGGUGAUGAAUAUGAUGCUCCUGCCGUAGAUAUUUGGAGUCUUGGUGUCAUCCUGUUCAUGCUGGUGUGUGGGACUCCUCCAUUCCAAGAAGCCAAUGACAGUGAAACGCUUACAAUGAUCAUGGACUGUAAAUAUACGGUGCCCAAGCAUGUGUCCAAAGAGUGUAAAGACCUGAUCACACGUAUGCUCCAGAGAGAUCCCAAGCGAAGAGCAUCUCUAGAGGAAAUUGAAAACCAUCCUUGGCUCCAAGGAGUUGAUCCGUCACCUGCGACAAAAUAUAACAUUCCUUUAGUGUCCUACAAAAACCUCUCUGAGGAGGAACACAACAGCAUUAUACAGAGGAUGGUUCUAGGCGACAUAGCAGAUCGGGAUGCCAUUGUUGAUGCUUUGGAAACCAACAAGUACAACCACAUCACGGCCACCUACUUCUUGUUGGCUGAGAGGAUAUUGAGAGAGAAGCAAGAAAAGGAGAUCCAAACACGGUCUGCCAGUCCCAGUAACAUCAAAGCCCAAUUCAGGCAAUCAUGGCCCACAAAGAUUGAUGUUCCACAAGACUUGGAGGAUGAUCUGACGGCCUCUCCACUGGCCCACGUGAGUGUCCCAGCAACAUCAGCACGAAGUGCAGAAAAUGUGCUGAAUGGCCAUAGAAAUAAAGGCCUUGUGGAACCACUGAAAAAGGAGGAUGUGCCAGAUUUUUCUGGACCAGCAACUUCAGGAAUAACUCCUGUGGCCCUGAACCCAUCAACAAGUGGAAGGAAAUGUCUUUUCAGAGUAGAGGAAGACGAGGAGGAAGAUGAAGAAGAUAAGAAGCCUGUUCAACUAUCCACACAAGUUGUUUUGCGCCGCAAGCCCUCUGUUACAAAUCGCCUAACAUCCAGGAAGAGUGCCCCAGUGCUCAACCAGAUCUUUGAAGAAGGAGAGUCUGAUGAUGAGUUUGAUAUGGAUGAAAAUCUUCCCCCAAAGCUGAGUAGAUUAAAAAUGAACAUAGCAUCUCCUGGUACUGUGCAUAAAAGAUACCACAGAAGGAAAAGCCAAGGUCGGGGCUCAAGCUGUAGCAGCUCAGAAACGAGUGAUGAUGACUCUGAGAGCAGGAGGCGUCUGGAUAAAGAUAGUGGCUUUACCUAUUCGUGGCACAGAAGAGACAGCAGUGAAGGUCCUCCAGGAAAUCAAGGUGAUGGGGGAGGACAAAGUAAACCAAGUAAUGGAAGUACAGGUGUUGACAAAACUAGUCCAAGUGAUAACAAAGGAGGUGGCAGUCCGUCUAGUACUUCGGGAGGUAACACCAACAAUUCUUCUGGGAACAGCCGUAACUGCGCUGGUUCUGGGAACUCAGUGCAACAGUCUUCAAGAACCGCAGGAGAACUUGUAGAGAGCCUGAAACUCAUGGGUUUGUGUUUGGGCUCCCAACUCCAUAAUGGAGCCAAGUAUAUAAUUGACCCUCAAAAUAACCUGUCAUUUUCAAGUGUCAAAGUGCAGGAGAAGUCUAGCUGGAAGAUGUGCAUCAGCUCCAGUGGCACUGCCAGUAAAACGGCACCUACUGGCAGUAUAAAAUUAUUCUCUGGCCAAAUGUCAGACACUGCUCAUGAACUAGAACUUCUGAAGAGCAAGAACUUUAAGAACAAUGUUUUACAGCUACCUCUUUGCGAAAAAACAAUAUCUGUGAAUAUCAAGCGGAAGGAGGGACUACUGUGUACUGCUAGUCAGGCCAGCUGUUGCCAUGUGAUAUAACAGUUGCUUGCUGUACAUAGCAGUGUGACACCAUUGUUCAAGGCUGAGAACAUUUACUGUUUUUUGUCUAUGCCAUUUUUGUCGUCUUAUUUUUUUAAUUUUUUUUAGGUGGGCUUCAUGGGCAAUUAUUUAUUACUGUUUUAUUUGGUUUUUGCCGGGUAGAUCAGCAGCACAUUGUAUUUCUAUGCAUGCUGCUCGCUGACACGUUUUUUUGUAGCUCAUCCUGACUAUUUUUACUGUGUAAAUUUCAAUUGUUUUAACAAAAACAAAAAGAAAUCACUUUGAGUGUGACCUUCAAACAUAUUUUGUGAGGAGCACUUAAAUCUCAUUUUCAGCACUUAAGCUAAGGAGAACUUUUUUAGGUUUCCUUAUUCGCAUAAUUCCAGUCCUUACUAUUGUGAUUGUUGUGUGUCUGAGAGAGAACCAAAGCAAUAAUGUUAUGUUGUAGAAAUCCUUCUCUAGGGUGGUCUUAUAUAUUCCAAGGCUUGCACAAAUUAAACAUGCACUGAAAUGCAGUGUUCCAAGACAUUUAAGUCCCUUAAUUGUCCUACAACUAUCAGAAUCUGCUUCGAACCACCCUAGAAUUUGAAGUAUUGUCCAAAAAGAUUAUGGCAACCUUCACUUUUAUUUUUACACAAAUGAAGACAAUCCUGUGAGCCUCAGUACAGGUUUACUUGAUCCCACUAAAUGGUUUCCUUGAUACAUAAUGAACCACUACCGUGUGGUUGUUUACAUAGCCAGGUAGGUCUCAGAAUUCUUUAAUGCUUCUGUUGUCGAACCGUUAUGUAAAAUCAUUUUCCAUAUAUGAUCUUGUACUAUAACGUAUCUAUAAAUAUAAUUUUUUUAAAGAAACAAAUAGACAUAAUUUUAAUUAGAACAAAAAAACAUAAUGUGUUUAUACAAAUGAUUUAUUUCUGCUUUGUAUUAGGAAAUCUAUUUAAUUCUGAAGUAGUCCAACACAUCUAAUGUCCAUGAAUCUGUUUUUCAGUAGAGAUGUUUAGUCAUAGAACUACUUACAAAGGUGGAACAUUUUUUUUUGUGGUGAGAUUUAAUCUAAUUACUUCUGGAAACUGGUACUUAUAAUGAAUGUACUCCUUUAAAAAGCAGUAUUUCCAUGUUGACUUUUAUGGUAUAUCUACAGAAUACCCCAUAAAUGUCUGAUAGGUGCAAGUCUCCACCUUUGGGACCUGUAGCUAUCUUGAGAACGGGAUUUCUCUCUUAACCUGUAUGGGAGUUCCGAAAAUAGCUGAGCAUGCUUACUCAACCUUACCAUAGAAAUGAAGUGGUGGCCGUGCAUGCGCUUCUUUCUAAAUUCACUUUUAUGGAUUUAGGAAAAUUGCAAAGUAAGCCUACCCCAAUUCCCAAGGUGGUACGCACACCUAUGGGACAUUUGUGGCAUGUCGAGUGGGUAGGAGUAACCCUUUAACAUCACACCGAUAUCGGGUCCAUAUUUUUUUUAUAUAUCUUAAAGUUGAGUUUUUCUCAGAGCUCUAAAUUCCCUGCAUUAAUAUAGCUGAAUGAUAAAAUUUUGUCUGUCUGAAAAUAGAUGGGGCAUAAUUCAUAAUGUUUUAUAAUUGUGUUCAUUAUAUUAAAGGGUUUGUCUAAAGUUAUAAGAAUUAAAGGUACCUGCCGGAAAUCUUUUAAAAGGCCCACUGUCAAAUCUGCUGAUGCAUCGGUGAGCCCUGUCCGUCUUUGGCUGCAAUAAUCAGGAGUUGGUAUGGCACGUCAUUGUUGCACGAAAAUUAAGUCACUGACUUCAGCAGUGAUCAUAGCAUGUACAGCACAUGACCGCUGAGACCAGUAAUUGGUUGGCAUGGCCACAUAAUUUUAUGACACGUCAAGGCCUGUCGGGGACAGUCAGUGCGGCUGAGCAUCUGACAACUGAGUACUGUUUGGUUUACUAUAUUAUAAGGUUUGCUGCCAAAACUUUCAGUUUCUUCACUUUCGGAAACCUGUUUAACGUUUGCUAUAAGCCACCUCUUGUGGUGGCUACAGGAAGCCAGAAUUUUACCAUUGAACUGCAUACUUAUCAAGGGGGUUUAGAGCUCUUUGCUACUUACGGGUCUGUUUUUCUCAUACAAAGAUGGACCUAUUUAGAU
Molecule: messenger RNA, 4930 nt
Organism: Bufo bufo (common toad)
Lineage: Eukaryota; Metazoa; Chordata; Amphibia; Anura; Bufonidae
Gene: SNRK
Product: SNF related kinase
Exons: 6
Coding region: 543-2831 (762 amino acids)
Biological process (GO): intracellular signal transduction; microtubule cytoskeleton organization; protein phosphorylation
Cellular component (GO): cytoplasm
Molecular function (GO): ATP binding; tau-protein kinase activity; protein serine/threonine kinase activity
Source: RefSeq, a predicted model, not a curated record